AUGGUCCAAGUACGGCAGCCGACGCAGGAGGAGCUGGAGAAGCGCAGGAUUGUCGAUGUUCACCCGGAGCACGUCUCCAAUAUUUCUUCGACCGACUUUCCUGGCCACUACCCAGGCGAAGACCACAAAUGGGACCUCGAGAAGUUCAGGAAGAACUUUCGCGUCGACUUCCACCAAAAUGACCCGUGCGAGUCCCAGUUCUCCCUCGUGGGCGUGGAUGCCGCCAUCGCAAACGCCUUCCGCCGUAUCACUAUCUCCGAGCUUCCUACCCUAGCCAUUGAAGAAGUCUACAUCCUCAACAACACCUCGAUCAUCCAGGAUGAGGUGCUGGCGCAUCGCCUGGGCUUGAUCCCGCUGAAAGGCAACCGCGAGGGUCUGAGGAACCUCAAGUGGUUUAGGAAACCGAUUCCUGGCGACGAAGGCUCCGGCGAUACCCCGACGGACUACAACACCGUCGUCCUAGAGCUGGACGUCGAGUGCACGUGGGCUCCCAACGGCCGCGAACUUGCGCGCAAGGGCGAGACAGACCCGAAGAAGCUGUUUGUCAACUCAAGCGUUUACGCACACCAGAUCAAGUUCAACCCCACCGGCAACCAGGCUCAAGUUUUCGCCGGCGAGGGCAUCGUCCAGCCCGUCCACCCCGACAUUCUGAUUGCGAAGCUGCGCCCCGGCCAAGCCAUCAAGCUCAGCAUGCACUGCGUGAAGGGCAUCGGCGCGGACCACGCGAAGUUCUCGCCCGUGGCGACGGCGACGUACCGGCUGCUGCCGCACAUUGCCAUCACGGCGCCGAUCAUCGGCGCAGACGCGCACAAGUUCGCGCGCUGCUUCCCGCCGGGCGUGAUCACGGAGGAGCCGAUUACGGCGGCCGAGGCGGCGCAGGAGGGCUCCGGCUACGAGGGCCACGAGGGCGAGAAGAAGGCCGUGGUCACGAACCCGUUCCACGACACGGUGACGCGCGAGGCGCUUCGCCACGACGAGUUCAAGGAUAAGGUCAAGCUUGGCCGCAUCAGGGACCAUUUCAUCUUCAGCAUCGAGAGCACGGGCCAAUGCGACAGCGACGAGCUGUUCCUCCAGAGUGUCAAGGCGCUCAAGACGAAAUGCCAGAUCAUGAAGAGGAGUAUGGCGAACUUGAUGAGGUAA
Molecule: messenger RNA, 1140 nt
Organism: Aplosporella prunicola CBS 121167
Lineage: Eukaryota; Fungi; Ascomycota; Dothideomycetes; Botryosphaeriales; Aplosporellaceae
Exons: 4
Coding region: 1-1140 (379 amino acids)
Biological process (GO): DNA-templated transcription
Cellular component (GO): RNA polymerase I complex; RNA polymerase III complex
Molecular function (GO): protein dimerization activity; DNA binding
Source: RefSeq, a predicted model, not a curated record